UGUUGCGGCUCAGCUGCGAUGCGACGCGUAAGAGAACCUUAACUUAUGAGGGGCUUCCUCAGACCUUAGGUGAGAGCUUUUGAGUUUCGUUCUUUGCGAAAAAGUUACAGGUUUUUCUUCUUUCGUUUUCAUCUUGAUCUGGAUUGGAGUGGAAAGGAAAUAGUUGACUUCAAAUAAUUCGCAUUGAAAUAGGUCGAGUUGAUUUUGGUUUGGUCUGCGCACGGGAUCCGUUGCAAUUACGCAUUUUCGAACCGCCCACAAGCAAGCACUCGCUCAACGAGCAGAGGAUACGAUACGAUACGGAGCUGGUCUUCCCCCCGAAGUUUAAAAUUAAUUUAAACCUCAACACUCUCAAGCCAAAAAAAAGAGAACAAUACAAUCAAACAAGAAAGCAAGCAAGAAAACAAACAAAAAUGUCGUCCGUCCCCCUAAAGCCCCUCCGGUCCACACACCAGGACGACGCGCCAUGCCCGGCGUACGCCGAAGACGCCUCGCCCAGCGUCUCCGCGGCGGCAGAAUCGCAGCCGUUCAUCAGCCUCUCGGAGCGCGACAUCGAGGCCGCGACCGUACCGCCGCCCGCGUACGCAUAUACUCAAAACCAGGACGACGACGACUUGGAGGGGGACACGGACAAGGACGACCCGUUCAAGCGGCAGUCGGUGCCCGUCAAGAUCAUCUGGGUCAUGCUUUCGGUGCUCAUGUUCGCGGUGGGCUUCGGCGGCGUGCUGACGCUGUUUAUCGUGUUUUUUAGGAUCUUGGUGCUGGUUUGGCGGAAGUUGGGGUUGUUGUGAGGGGGUGAGGGGAGG
Annulohypoxylon truncatum is the source of this 806-nucleotide messenger RNA. RefSeq lists its product as uncharacterized. NCBI's taxonomy places the organism in Eukaryota, Fungi, Ascomycota, Sordariomycetes, Xylariales, Hypoxylaceae. The record is from RefSeq and is a predicted model, not a curated record. The transcript has a single exon. Bases 414 to 791 code for a protein of 125 amino acids.